UUGGGGUGUUUUUCUUGAAGGUGAAUAACUGGUACAGAGCUCUGCUUUGCUCUCAUCUGUCUCUACAUCAGGACACCAGGGUAAGUGGCUCUAAAUCUUCAGCACAAACUCACUGGCUUCUUCUUUCACCAGGUCACCAGGAUUUGGUUGCUCUUUAAAGGUGCUGAAAUUUGCUCAUGACCAGGUAGCGAGUUCCAGGAUUUGUCUCCUUUCACAGAAAAAACUGGGUGAGCAAAAGAUGUUUUACAGAAUGAAACUUUACAGUGACCACUUAAAAGCUGCUCUGGUGGAUCUCCUGCAGCUCUGCAGUCUCAUUAUGUUUGUACAGAAAGGCUGUUUGUAGUCUGAUUGUAGAGGCACUCUACAGGUUUGAUGACUGGCUGGAUUGUCCUGGACCAGGUCUCUAUUUACCCCCAGAUAUUUGGCCUUUGCUCCACACACUUAAGUUGUGACAUUCAGAGGCCCUGUUGAAGGUUUUACAGAAAAGCAGAUUGACUUGGUUAUUUUGAAGACAAGAGGCACCGGGCCAAGUUGAUAUUUAUUCAAAGUUUCAGGUUUUCUCUUUAGCAUGUACAGCUGAGUCAUUAGCAUACAAGAGCUAACUUUGACAACUAUGUUAAAUUAAGUCUUAGUCCUUGGACUCAAAUGUCUUCUGGUUGUCAUUUGUAUUUAGUCGUUUUUGCACCUUAUACAUGUAGCCUAGUCUUAGUCAAAAAAAAAGUCAUCACUUUAAAUAAUUAUUUCUCACAUUUCUUCAUGCGAGUCUAUAAAUAACAGGGACUCUGUAACUUCUUUUUCACUCCAGUCUCCAAGAAACACCAUGGAGGAUCAAGAUGACAAUGACCAGAUAGAGAAAGAAGUCAAAGAGGCUCUACAAAUGGAUGACCGAGCCUCAGCUGCUGCUAAGAUCCAGCAGUAUUUGGAGAGAGACAAAAACGUUUCUCUAAAUAUUGCUGUCACAGGAGAGUCUGGCAGUGGAAAAUCCACAUUUGUUAAUGCUAUCAGAGGUGUACAUGUUGAUGACAAAGGAGCUGCACCCACUGGUUGUGUAGAAACCACCAUGGAGGCUACACCAUACCUCCAUCCAAACUAUCCUAAUGUCACAGUCUGGGAUCUUCCUGGAAUAGGCACCAUGAAAUUUCCAGCUGAUAAGUACCUGGAGAAGGUUGACUUUGAAAAGUUUGACUUCUUCAUCAUCAUCUCAGCUGAUCGAUUCACAGAAUAUGAUGUGAUGUUGGUGAAGGAGAUCCAGAGGAUGAAGAAGAAGUUCUACUUUGUCCGCUCCAAGAUUGACGAUAAUAUACGAAAUGAAAAAAGGAAAAAGGCUUUUGAUAAGGAGAAGACUCUCACAAAAAUCAGGGACAAGUGCAUCAAAGGUAGGUGAUACCACAGACAUAAUUAGAAGACUAGAUACGCCUGCCCACUAAGCGACUUGCCUAUGAGGCAGCUAUCGUAGCAGGGACAUUUUUCCCAUUAAAGGCAUUAGAUGUACAUGGGAAAUGUUUUAUUUUAGUUUUUGAAUCAAAUGCUCUGCAUUGAUAGCACACGUUUUGGUGUUGACAAUAAAGUCAACCUCAUGAAAAUCAGUUAAGAAAUGAGCAGGAUAUGAUUUAUUUCUCAUGUACAUCUUAUGCCUUUAAAGGGAAAGUUGCCCUUGCUAAGAUGGCUGCCACGUAGGUAUGCAGCUGAAAGGGGCAUUUCGUAUCUACUGUUCAUAUCUACGGGUGACACAUCCUGAUACAAUAUACUGCACAAAAAAAAUGGAGGCCAUGACUGUCCCAGGCUUGAAAGCCAAAAACGAAAGCUCCCCCUGCUGACUAGCUGCAGUUAAGGUCAUAACCUCAACUUUCAUGUAAACAGAAAGGAGAGUCAAACUGAAAUAUAUGAAGGUCUGACAUCAGUCCAGUGAGGCCUCCAGCUAGGCUGCUUCAGAGCAUUUCUUGGUUUCACCAGCCCAAUUGUCAGCUUCCUUGAAGUCAGUCACAAUUAGAAGAAUAAAGUGACAUUGUCCAUAAAUAUUCUAAGAUUCAAAGAACGUGCCUGUUUGCACUUAAAGACACCCUAGGUUUCAGUCAAGUUGAUUUAGGGUCAGGGUCAGGGUCAGGGCACCAUCUCUUUGAUAUCAAAUAUUUGAAAGCUUUCAGUUCAUGGUUAAUGAAAGCUCUCAGGCACUGUGCCCCUGGUUUUGUGGGCAGAUCUAAGAUCCUGGUCUGAUGAGAGGCUGUUAUUAUUACUUCUUAUCAAAGUGAUGUCUUGUACUUUAGCCUUAAUAUUGAUUUCUUUUUAAUCAGACUUAUUUUAUUGUCUGUGGUGUUUCUUUGUGGUUGUUAAGUCUCUUGACGUUUUGUUGCUUAAGUUUAUGAGGAAGACAAAAAGAGGAACAACUUUCACGGUUGAGAUUACUUGAAUUUUACAAUCACAGCUAUGAUUAAAGCAGAGGUCCAAAAUCCCACAGCACAUGUGUUUACAGAGCUCUGCUGUGUCUGCAGUCAGGCACUCGUGGCAAAGUCCUGCAGGUUGGAAUCAAACCUGCCAUCUGUUCAGAGGACUACAGCCUCUGUACAUAGGGCAUGCACCUUCAAUGCCCUGUAUAUCCAUAUUGUACUUCUUGUUUAUCAGCCUAUUUCUCUUUUGUGACACAGGUCUUCAAGAACAAGGUUUUGAGUCUCCUGAGGCUCAGGUCUUCCUGGUGUCCAGCUUUGACCUCCACCUCUAUGAUUUCCCUCUGUUAGAGGACACUCUGGAGCGAGAACUUCCUGAACACAAGAGAGAUGUCUUUAUGUUAGCCAUGCCCAACAGCAGCCUGGAGAUGAUCUCUAAGAAGAAGAAAGCUUUUCAAGCCAAGAUUAAACACUUUGCAACUCUGUCUGCAUCCUCAGUAAGCGAGCUUGCUGAGGAUGCACAAAGAGUACUCAGUAAGGCCCUGAGUCUGAACGACGCAGAGUAAUAAUUCAGAGUGUUACCAACAUUCUAAAGUAAGAGAAGAACCUCUGAUAGAAAGUUAGACGGGGGUUAGAUUUGGAUCAAAGAGCAUCAAACAUUUUACAGCUGAUCAGUCCAUCCAUCCAUUCCAGUUUUUACGCAGUCAGAUUUAAGAUACCUCCACACGUUAACUUAAUAACUUUUUGCUUGAAAGCAUGUGAAGCUUGGUAUUUUUUUGCUUUCAGAUAAGCCUUAACCUAAGCUUUUUUUGUUGUUGUUGUUUUAGCCAUUUUUUAUUUUUUAAUGAUUGAUGUGAUUUUUUCUGAUAUUGUUCGUAUUUAUUUGUAAAACAGUGUUUAACAGAGUGCCUUGAAACUUCUGCAUAAAUAAAGCUUUUCUCUCUGAA
Messenger RNA from Xyrichtys novacula (pearly razorfish), 3328 nucleotides. NCBI's taxonomy places the organism in Eukaryota, Metazoa, Chordata, Actinopteri, Labriformes, Labridae. The record is from the annotation of a GenBank genome assembly.